Molecule: messenger RNA, 3761 nt
Organism: Pogoniulus pusillus (Red-fronted tinkerbird)
Lineage: Eukaryota; Metazoa; Chordata; Aves; Piciformes; Lybiidae
Gene: SOX8
Product: SRY-box transcription factor 8
Exons: 3
Coding region: 307-1725 (472 amino acids)
Biological process (GO): enteric nervous system development; peripheral nervous system development; morphogenesis of an epithelium
Cellular component (GO): nucleus
Molecular function (GO): DNA-binding transcription factor activity, RNA polymerase II-specific; RNA polymerase II cis-regulatory region sequence-specific DNA binding
Source: RefSeq, a predicted model, not a curated record
GCGUUUCGCACCGGACCUGCAGCGCGGGCGCGGAGCGGGACGGCGGCAGGACUGCGCCUGGUUCUGGUUGUUUGCUGCUUUUCGGCUGAUUUUUAAAGUUGUUUUUCCCUUUUUGACGGCUUUUGAUUUUUAUUUUUCUAAAGUUUUUUUUUUCUUUUAAAAUAUUUUUUUUUCUUUGCUUUUCGAGCACCCGCGGAGGAGUGCGCAGCCCCCCGCUACUUCACUCCGGGCACAUCUUCGCCCCUUUUGGGGGGGCUUAGCCCCUUCGCCUCCUUUUUUAACCCUCACCCCUUCACGGCCACCCCAAUGCUCAACAUGACCGAGGAGCACGACAAAGCGCUGGAGGCUCCGUGCAGCCCCACCGGCACCACCAGUUCCAUGUCCCACGUGGACUCGGAUUCCGACUCGCCGCUUUCCCCCGCCGGUUCCGAGGGUCUGGGCUGCGCCCCAGCAGCCGCUCCGCGUCCUCCCGGGGCCGCUCCGUUGGGCUCUAAGGUGGAUGCGGCCGAGGUUGACGAGCGCUUUCCCGCCUGCAUCCGCGACGCCGUCUCGCAGGUGCUGAAGGGCUACGACUGGAGCCUGGUGCCUAUGCCUGUCCGAGGCAACGGAUCGCUCAAGGCCAAGCCGCACGUCAAACGGCCCAUGAAUGCCUUCAUGGUCUGGGCGCAGGCCGCCCGCAGGAAACUGGCCGACCAGUAUCCGCAUCUGCACAACGCCGAGCUCAGCAAGACCCUGGGCAAGCUCUGGCGCUUGUUAAGUGAAAAUGAGAAACGUCCCUUUGUGGAAGAAGCUGAAAGGCUCAGGGUCCAGCACAAAAAGGAUCACCCGGAUUAUAAAUACCAGCCCCGGAGGAGGAAAAGCGUGAAAGCCGGGCAGAGCGACUCCGACUCGGGGGCUGAGCUCAGCCACCACGCCGGCACGCAGAUCUACAAAGCAGACAGUGGGCUGGGAGGCAUGGCUGAUUCCCACCAUCAUGGAGAUCACACAGGCCAGACCCAUGGGCCACCCACCCCACCCACCACCCCCAAAACUGACCUGCACCAUGGCAGCAAGCAGGAGCUGAAGCACGAGGGCCGCCGCCUCGUGGAAAGCGGUCGCCAGAACAUUGACUUCAGCAACGUGGACAUCUCAGAGCUGAGCAGCGAGGUCAUCAACAACAUGGAGACCUUCGACGUGCACGAGUUUGACCAGUACCUACCGCUCAACGGCCACGCUGCCUUGCCGGCUGACCACGGCCCCAACGCCGCCACUGGCUCCUACGGCACGUCCUACUCCCACUCUGCCGCGGGCGCUGGUGGAACCAACCAGGUCUGGACUCACAAAAGCCCAACCUCUGCAUCGCCAUCGCCUGCCGACUCUGGCCAGCAAAGGCCACACAUCAAAACGGAGCAGCUGAGCCCCAGCCACUACAGCGACCAGUCCCACGGCUCCCCCGCGCACUCCGACUACAGCUCCUACAGCGCCCAGGCCUGUGCCACCACUGCCUCCACCGCUACGGCUGCCACCUCCUUCUCCAGCUCCCAGUGUGACUACACGGACCUCCAGAGCUCCAACUACUACAACCCCUACCCUGGCUACCCCUCCAGCAUUUACCAGUACCCCUAUUUCCACUCCUCCCGCCGACCCUACGCGACGCCCAUCCUCAAUGGCUUGUCCAUCCCACCGGCCCACAGCCCCACUGCUAACUGGGACCAGCCAGUCUAUACGACCCUGACGAGGCCUUAAAGGACGUGUGGAGCUCUCCCGAGGGCUUCCCCAGCAUAUGCACUAAUGAAGGAAUGAAGAGAAGGAGUGUGGAGUGCCGCGAUAGUUUCCGAAGUGCCUCCUGAGCCACUGGGAACUCUGCUCAUUGUGACUGGAUGUCCCCUUGCUUCAAAACUCUCCAAAAGGACAGAGCUUUAUUUUUCUUUAAUGAAUACAACUUUAAAAAGGAAAAAAAAAAAUAAAAAUCAACAUUAAAAGGUAAUUAAGAGCGGGGAGGAAAAAAAUAAAGGAGGGGGAAAAGAAAAGGGACCAGCAAUUCCUUUUGAGUAAAUGAAGGACAAAGAUAUUUGACUCCUCUGUGAGGACUGAACUUACUCCUCGUGCAAGUUGACAAGUGCAAAAGUAGAGCAGGGAAGGGGAGGGUGGGGGAAGAAAGAAAGAAACAAAAAAAAAAAAGGCUGUUUUGAGACUUUGAGGGUCUAUUGCAAUGUGAGGAACUGGACCAACCUUAAGGGCAAGAACUCACCGGGACCAACACGGAGGCAACCCCCAAAAAAAUCCUCGGCUGACUCCGUGUAAUGUUUGUGGGAACAAAAAGAGUCUGGUGGGACCAACCGAUUCAGUGUCUGAAGUAUUUGUUGUUUUGUUGUGGAUUUGUUUUCAUCUUUUUUUUUUUUUCUUCACUUUUUUCCUAGUCAGGAGUACUUCUAAACAAGGUUUGGUUGUAAUUAACAUUUUGUUCCUUCUGGGUGUUUCAGUUUGGUUUGGUUUUGGCUUUUUUUUUUUGGAAGCUUAAAAUGUCUUUUGGUUGUUUUGGGUUUGUUGGGUUUGGUUUAUUUUUUUUUUUUUUAAAGAAGAAAAACAAACCCCAAUCUGUUAAAUAUUUAUGUUCUGUAUUAUUUUUGUCUUUUAAUUAAUGAAAUCAUUUUGUGCAAAAUGGGGAGGGGGGAAAAAAAAGGACAAAAAAAAAUCAAACAAAAAAUUAAGGUAGAAUUUAAAAAUAUUUUUAAAGCUGGGGGUUUGGGAGGGAGCCUAAAAAAUAGUGGAGCUGAUACAGUAAAAUGGUGUUAUGAGCUGAUAGAUUAAUAUUUUCUUUUGGGGGGGGGGGUGGGGAGGUUGGUUUUGGGGGGGAGGGUUUUGUUAGUCUCUUCUUCAUUUGGAACCGCUGCAGCAGUCGCUUGAGAGUGGGACUGAAUGAAUCUGCCCAUCGCAGACCUGGUCACCAACGGGGAAUGGAAAAUGAGUUGGGGAAAGGGGUGGAAAAGUUUGCUAGCUCAACGGAGAGGCUUAAAAACAAAACAGUUGCAGGAAGGAGCAGGAGUUUCUUUUUUCCUGGCUGUUCACAAUUGGCUUGAAGGCAUCGCAGGGUCUUUGUACACCUCCAACACCAGGACUGCUUUGCGGGACGAUGGGGUUUGAAUGAGAAAUUAUUCGACGUCUGCUUUUUACCUUUUGGCUUCUCUAGGGACCAGAUAUCAUCCAUCAAGCUGUGAAACUAAAAUCUUCUCCACUAAGGAUAUAUAUAUAUAAAAAAAAAGUGUGUAAAAAAAAACAAAACAAACAAGUUUAGGUACUUAGUUUUAGACUAAUAUUUUGUUGGUAUAUUUCUACUUCUUCCAUUGUAUGCUGAGCAUAUAAUAACCACCUAUUUUAUGGUAACUUGUGCCUUUAAAAACAAAACAGACAACUUUGUAAAUCUAAACCCACAUUUCAGAGGUUUUUACCUUUUCUACAUUUUCCUUCCUUCACUCUCUCUUUUUUUUUGUUGUUGUUUUGCCUUUUUUUGGGGUUGUUUUACUGUCUUGAAACAACUAUUUUUGGCAGAUUUCCUUUUUGGGGGUGGGAGGGUUGAGGCGGGGUGGGGGAGCGGCGGAGAAAACAACAACAAAAAAAAAGUGACAGAAAACUGUUGGGUUUUUUUUUAUGCAAUCUAUUUUUCUGUGUAAAGUUUGAGAGGCUUUUGGCUGUUACUGAUCUGUUCACUCGCUUCUGACUAAGCAAUGCUAACUUUUGUACAGAUCCAUUUGAUAAGAUUAAAAAAAAUCGCUUUUUAUCAA